AUGGCAUCCGCAUCACCAGAGUCGCUGCCCAAGGACCGCAAAGGACCGAGAGGUAAUAAGCGCGCCCGCCACGUCUGUCUUCGCUGCCAUGAGAAAAAGAUCAAAUGUGACUUGCAGGUGAACAAUUCUGAAUGCGAAUCUCCCCGUUGCUCAAGGUGUGAAGUCGCCGGAUAUGAGUGCCGGAUUCGUCUCUCCAGACGUGGAGCAGGUAAUCGGGGUUCUGUUCGUCAUGGUAGCUUGGAUGCCCCCGAUGCAUCUGAAUCUUUGCCUGUUGUGUCGUUGCCAUAUGACCCGACUGCUAGCUCAACACCAAGCAACCAAAGCCAGGUUCAAGUUAAACCCGACCCGUCCACUCACCUGCCGGCACCAGAUGACCGGCUGGUCACCGAAGGUGCCUCUCCGCACUUCUCUGCGGCAGUUAGGAGGCCACCGCCCUCCUACCCUGGCACUCCAGAAGGGAGUCGGCAACUAACGGUUCAAUUUAUGUCAAACCGUACAGACAAGCUACCAACAAACUGUCGCGAAGGGAGCCAAGUUCAAAGCCCAUUGAAUUCCGGCGAAGCUGGACUUUUUCACGUUCUGGAUAGUGCAUCUGGAAUUGAUCACCUCAACUUAACCCACCCCUCAGGGCAACCCAUCGACUUACCACCACCGGCAUUGCAAGAAAGCUUCAUGGACACAUAUUUCCAGUAUUGCUACCCAUGGUGUCCCAUUUUCGAAAGCUCUACGCUGUUUUCGGAGCAGGAGGAGUCGAAUUCCAUACUCCUCAAUCAAGCAUUGGCGCUUCUUGGCAGCCGAAUCCAGCCACCAGUUCUACUGCAUGUUCCCCCAAGCGUUUACUAUGACCGUGCGAAAGCACUCUUUUACGGAAACCACGAAAGCAACCCGAUAACAUGCGUAAAAGCGCUCCUCCUAUUUUAUUGGUGGGGCUCAGCGCCAAAUAGUCCCAGCCUUGAUACCGUCUGGUGGUGGACCGGAGUUGCGAUACGGCUCGCGCAACAAAUUGGCUUGCAUCGCGAACCAAAACCUGGCCAAAUUAUGCGACCAAACGAAACCCCUGGUUUGCGGCGAAGGAUUUGGUGGACCUUGUUUGCAAGAGAGCGACAAACCAGUAUAUGCCAGGGAAAGCCUUGUAUUAUCGAUCCUUUAGAUUGCAAUGUCCGAGAACCGUCAUUAGAUGAUUUUCCAGAACCGAAGGAUCAUUUUCGAGCCCAAGUGUUCAUACAUUGGGUCCGGCUUUCAGCUGUUGUCGGGCGAGUUGCAAAAUACCUCCUACAGAAACCAGAAACGACACAAUUUCGGGGCCAUUUAGCUAGGGAAUUGGUUGACUGGGUGCAGUCUCUUCCUGAAGCGUUGCGUCUACCCAUCGCAACUAAUCGUACAAACCCAUUCAACCGAGACGUGCACCAACUACAUUUACCAUAUCUUACCACAAUAACCCUUCUCUACCUAACCAAAUCGUCCCAGCCUCUUCCAAAGGCAUACAUCACCGCGGUUCUUUCUGCGUCUUGCGUUGCCCGUAUUUUCGAAGACUUCCUCGCGCGGGGGUCCAUUCGAUUUCUUCAGGGCAUGGCAGGAUGGCACAUCGCCGUUGCGAUCUUAGCACUUCUCCAUGUGCGACAAAUCCCGCCCCUUACCGAAGCCGCAGAUAACCACAUCAGCAUCCUCAAAAUCGCCCUGAAAGAGAUGGCCAAAAUGUGGCCAUCUGCCAACAUGCUGGACAAGGAAUUUGAUCGCUUGCCCGCCAGCAAUGAAUUUGCCGUCUCCGAAGAAAGAUCCCCCACACGCCCAAUAGAUCUAAGGCCCACCAACUCACUCUCUGAGCUGGCAGAUCUUGCAACCGGGACACUUAUAAACUCCAUGGACUUUUUCCCGUUUGCUACGAUUCAGACAAGCCCUGUGGUCGAAAUCCUGUUAACACAUAGUUCUACGAUGAUUUUCUCUGAGCUGAAUUGGCCGCGCGAUAUUUCAGCACAAUUACACGGUUUGCUGGAUUCGUUCGGAGGUGUUUAA
Paracoccidioides lutzii Pb01 is the source of this 2013-nucleotide messenger RNA. RefSeq lists its product as hypothetical. The transcript has 4 exons. Gene Ontology annotation, molecular function: zinc ion binding; DNA binding; DNA-binding transcription factor activity, RNA polymerase II-specific. The record is from RefSeq and is a predicted model, not a curated record. Bases 1 to 2013 code for a protein of 670 amino acids. Gene Ontology annotation, biological process: regulation of DNA-templated transcription; DNA-templated transcription.